Molecule: messenger RNA, 900 nt
Organism: Vitrella brassicaformis
Lineage: Eukaryota; Vitrellaceae
Source: the annotation of a GenBank genome assembly
CCUGCAGGUCGGCCUCUGUGAGUUUGUGGGUCUUGCGCAAGUGAGAGGUGACCACAUUGCGGUAGGUGUUCUGUUUGCCGCAGAUGCCGCCCCCAGCACACGGCACCAGACACGUGGCGGACAGCUUGUCGCUCUUGCCCUUCUUGACCGGCACUUAAGGCACUACUUCCGCCAGCUGUCCUCCCCAGUACACACGCGCACAGCACUGGGCGUUGUAGUCAGUUGCCUGCUCGUGCGGGUCCAUUCCUGGCUUGCGGAAAACCUGCAGACGGAAGAGGUGGCGGAAGGGUCGCUGGCAAGCGUCUUGGUCGAUGGCCGCCGGCAGGAGAGCUAUGGCCCAGCCCGGCGCACCCAUGAUGCGCUCGGUGCUGGCAGCGUUGAGCCACACGUGGCGGUGCUCUGCCGGGGCGGCCAUGUCUAUCGGGUCCACAGCCGACUGGGAGUGACUGCGGUCGAGGUCGAUGGCAUCCCAGUUGUCGUAAAGGGCACACAGAAGUGACUCAUGCGGCACACUCUGAGCAGCUGCACCACACGAGCAGCAUACACACGCUUGCAGAGAAACCCAUGCAUUUGGACCUGUGUGACUUACCAUUCAUCGUGAAGCGCAGAUAAAGGUCGGACAUCAGACAAAGGGGUGAAAUGACCAGGAAUACCGCAGAUAGGAAGGCCUACUUCUCGUAUGUGAACCACUUCUCGUAUGUAUACCACAACACCAUCAGCCCCAAAAGGCCUCAGAAAGGGCUUCCUUCGUCACCUGUGAUGGCGGCAUCGACUGUUCUUCGCGGCAGAGCCAUAUCCACCGAGAUCUUGCCUUGUGGUGGAGAUGAAGGAAAAGAUCUGCAGCAACAUAACAACCACAGCAACAGAGCAAGUACAAACGAGCUGUACGGCACCGUGUUC